Messenger RNA from Artibeus jamaicensis (Jamaican fruit-eating bat), 883 nucleotides. RefSeq names its product boule homolog, RNA binding protein (gene BOLL). NCBI's taxonomy places the organism in Eukaryota, Metazoa, Chordata, Mammalia, Chiroptera, Phyllostomidae. The record is from RefSeq and is a predicted model, not a curated record. The coding region runs from base 29 to 883 and encodes 284 amino acids. The transcript is spliced from 11 exons. Gene Ontology annotation, molecular function: protein binding; RNA binding.
CCCGCGUUUCUGAAGAGCGUAGAGGAAGAUGGAGAGCGACUCUGGGGCGCAAACAUCAAAUCAGACGCAAACAGAUUCAUUAUCUUCAUCCCCUAAUCCUGUGUCACCUGUGCCUUUGAAUAACCCAACAAGUGCCCCAAGAUAUGGAACAGUGAUCCCUAAUCGCAUCUUUGUAGGAGGAAUUGACUUUAAGACAAAUGAAAAUGAUUUAAGAAAAUUUUUUUCCCAGUAUGGGUCUGUAAAAGAAGUGAAGAUUGUAAAUGACAGAGCCGGAGUAUCUAAAGGGUAUGGUUUCAUCACUUUUGAAACACAAGAAGAUGCACAAAAAAUUUUACAGGAGGCUGAAAAACUUAAUUAUAAGGAUAAGAAACUAAACAUCGGUCCAGCAAUAAGAAAACAACAAGUAGGGAUUCCUCGUUCAAGUAUAAUGCCAGCAGCUGGAACAAUGUAUCUAACAACUUCAACUGGAUAUCCUUACACUUAUCAUAAUGGUGUUGCUUAUUUUCAUAGUCCAGAGGUAACUUCUGUCCCACCACCUUGGCCUUCACGUUCUAUAUCUAGUUCCCCUGUGAUGGUAGCUCAGCCUGUUUAUCAACAAUCUGCAUAUCACUACCAGGCCCCUGCACAGUGUCUACCAGGUCAGUGGCAGUGGGGUGUUCCCCAGUCUACGGCCUCUUCUGCUCCAUUCCUAUACCUGCAACCGUCUGAGGUUUUUUAUCAACCAGUGGAAAUUGCACAAGAUGGAGGUUGUGUUCCUCCUUCACUGUCUCUGAUGGAAGCUUCCAUUCCAGAGGUAUGGGGUGUCCUUAUUCUGAUCAUGGAGUUCAAGCAACAUAUCACCAGGUUUAUGCACCAAGUGCCAUUGCUAUGCCUGCACCUGUGA